AUGGCAGAGUCGGAGGAGGAGGUUGACGUCUUGGUUCAGAGAGUUGUGAAAGAUAUCAACAGCGCUUUUAAAAAGAAUCCCAAUAUUGAUGAAAUAGGGGUAAUACCAUGCCCAGAAGCAAGGUACAACCGAAGCCCCAUUGUCCUGGUGGAGAACAAGCUGGGCAUGGAGAGCUGGUGUAUCAAGUUCCUUCUCCCUUUUGUCCACAACAAGCUUCUGCUGUACCGGCAACGUAAGCAGUGGCUUGACAGGGAGGCACUGAUAGAUAUCACAUGUACGUUGUUGUUGCUGAAUGCUGACUUCACGACUGCCUGGAACGUGAGGAAGGAGCUGGUGCAGUGUGGUGCACUGAACCCUGAGAAAGAUCUCUACCUUGGCAAACUUGUGCUCACCAAGUUUCCCAAAAGCCCAGAGACAUGGAUUCACAGGCGCUGGGUGCUGCAGCAGGUUCUGCGGCAAUGCCGUCCUUGCCCUCAGGGUGCAGAGCAUAAGGAGAUGGGCCAGGUGGAGCAGGGUCAGGCCCAAGGAGCAGCACAGGCUGAGCAACUACAGCGGCUCCUGCAGGAGGAGAUGCAGGUUUGCAGUGACGCCGCUGGCCGCUACCCAAGCAACUACAAUGCCUGGUCCCACCGCAUCUGGGUGCUACAGAACCUUGCCAGGGGCAACCUGAAGAUCCUCCAUGAUGAGCUUUCCUCCAUGAAGCUCUGGGUGUCCAUGCAUGUGUCUGAUCACAGUGGCUUCCACUACCGCCAGUUUCUGUUGAAAGCACUGGUGGGGGAGAUAACCCAGGCUGUGGAAAUCCCUUGUGCAGCUUUGCAGGCUGCCACCAACCAGCACUGUGCCCACUGGCCCAACGAAGAUGGCCUGGUUACUGCCACCGUGCCUGAGCUUUUCGAUGACGAGAUGGAAUUGUGUACUGACCUGAUCGAGACAUACCCUGGUCACGAGACACUUUGGUGUCACAGACGGCACGUGUUCUUCCUCUGGCACCAUUGGCGGAAAGAACAUCUGCAGUCUGGGGGACAUCCACCAUCCCCCCUUAACCACACUGACGAGAUGUUUGGCAGCUCCCUGGAUGCCAGCUUGGACCGGAGUGUGCAGGCUAUGGAUAUAGAUUUGGCACCAGACAGUGGGAGGCAGGGUGGAUACACCCAGGACACCAAGCGCUUGAAACGAGGCCCCAUGCAGGCCUGCCCCGGGUUGCCUUCUGAGCACAGCUUUGUCACCAAAAUCCUUCACAGCUGCCGGAACACUGAGCAGGGCCGCUUUGCGGCUGCCUACAGAAAGUGGCUGGACUCUGUCAUAGGUCAGUGACUUGUAGCGAUUCUGUCUAGAAGGAAGCAGCUACGGCCUGAUAGGUCAUGUCAGUAACACCUACACUGCCACAGUCUUAUAGGACACAGCGGUUGGCAAGGCUGUCUAUCCACACCUGAUUCCCCUUCGCAAUGAAAACUGAUGCCCAGUUGUUCCGAAGAAGCACUGUCUAGUUGUGUGAAACAUGUUGCUUAGAUCAGGUUACUUCAAUACCUCAGGUCUCUUUUGUCGGGGAACAUUUUUCCACAUCCACUGAGCUGGUUGUCUCUCAUUCUCUCUGAAAAUGUGUAUGUUGUUUGACCUUUCACCUUUUCCUCAAGUGAUUGUCUUCCAGGAAUAUUUGUUGCGGAUAACAAAUACAUUACUAUUGGAGAGUUGCUCUUACAAAAAAUUUUUGAAAAGUUGUCCUAAAUUUUAAGUUUAAAUUUAAAGUACCUUCCCAACUUUUAGUGGCUAAAAUGUAUUUGAUUUUUUUUUUAAAAUGUAUUUAGUGUUCAAUUACCUAGAACAUUGUCAUUUUGUUCCAAAAUGGAGAAAACAGUUCACUGAACAAAGUAUGGAAAUGAGAUGGAUGUGAUUUUUGUAUGGAUGUUGGGUUUUCACUUCAACAUGUUUUUUUUUGAGUAAAGAUAUGAGGAAAGGGGAUGAGUCUUCCAGUAGAUGAGAAAAUGAAAGCUGAUGACUGGAAGGUUUGAUUUAGAAUGGACAUGUUUGGCUGUCUGACCUCACACUUAUUUGUCUUUAAGAAAGGUUCCAGAAGCAGGUGUUCAGCUGUAGAGGACUAAAAAAAAAAAAAGCACACUCUUUAAGUGUAUAGUUAUAUUUAUCUUUUUUACUAUUAUUACUGGAGCAAAAACACUAAAGUAACAGAGUUUGGGCUUUAAGCACAAUUGGUACUGUACAUUGUUCCUUUUUGUUGCAAGUCUUACCCUGUAUAUUUCUGGGCUUUCAUUCUGAAGGGGAAUUGUACGUCUUAAGGUUUGGGAUCUCACCUGAACAUUGUCACUGUUGUUCGUCCACUUUUGAUUUUGGGUGUAGUAUUUAUUUAUACACAAUUACAACUUUACUUUCAUUUUUGUUUUACAUUUUAAGUCAGAAAAUGUUUCCACAUUGCACUUUUGAUUUAUCACUGCUUACAUAAGAUCUUUUUGGAGAGAGGACUGAACACCUAAACAAGGACACUCUUUGCAGUCUUCUGCUAAGACAGUAUCUUUUUUUUUUUUUUUUUUUUUGACAUUGUUAGUAAAUUCUGUAGGGCUGGAAGAAGGAAAACACUAGGUCAUCAAAAGGUGAAUUUUAUGAUUAUUAUUGAAGGUAGAUAUUUUGUUCUAAACACGCUGAACAUUUUGAUAACAGCCGGUCAGUACCUCAGGUCUUUACAGGUGUACAGGCAGGAUAAAUGUUCAUGACCCUUCCUCUAAUGGGAGCUCAUGUUAUGUAUUGCUUUUCUCCCUGUCAUGUGUGUUUCAUAAUGGUAUAAUUUCAUGUGGUACAGAAGUAAGAUUUAACUAAUAGGGUAGCUUAGUUCUGAUUGCAAUUUAAACAUGAAGUGCAGUAUAACAGACAUCCAAGCCAUGUCACCCUUUUAACCACUCAUCUUAAAGCACUGGUGAAGAUGGGUUUCCUUGACAAGGGUUCUCAGUUUGAAUGUGAGUGACAAAAUGAAACGUAUGCUUUUCAAAAAAGACAUAACUUUUGGUGGGAGAAGAAUGCAAGGUUGCUGCUUUUAUUUAUGCUUUUAAUCCCCAGCUAAUAGAUUGUAUAAGUGGGAAUUCGUUUUAACUUUUUCUAUGUAUGUAUGUUUCUGUCAUUUUAUAUAAAGUGAAAAUUAUAAUGGUCAGCUUUUAAAAUAUUUUAGCAUUAUGUUGACAGUAUUUUGAUAUGUAAGAGUUCGUUCAGCUGUCAGUGGUUUGCAGCAACAUUGCAUGUAAAGUAUUAUGUAUUUUAAGUACAAGUUAGUAUACUUAACAAGGUACAAUGAAACAAAAUUGAAUUGGUUGUACCACUGAGGGUUCUCCAGGGUGGCAACUUGUUCAAGUAACGAUUAACAAAUCUAGUUUACAAUAUGAAAUCUACCACAGAAAUUUCUUACACACACACACAGGUGAUACAAGACACUUUUUAUGCCCUAGCACAUGGGCACAUUUGCGGUCUUCUCUAAGUCAUACAGGGAGAAAUACGUGUCAAGUUGCAGUUGUAGUGCUUCGUCUGUGGGAAAGGCAGGCCUUAAAAUUGAAACUUACAACAAGUAGAAAUUGCUGUAGAUCAAUAGUCACAUGUAUAUUGUGUAUAUCGGCACAUGGAAAAUAACAUGCAUUACACUGCAUAAUGUUGAUCAUAUGAAACAUUUUAUAUCCAUUGUCUUUGCCAUUGUAAGUUACACCUGCUGUAUGUUCAGCCUCUGCUACAUCACAUGAUUUUUCAUAAAUGGGACUUUACAAAAGGGAAUGGUUUAAACCUCCUUUAUUUUUGUGUAAGUUUUCUGUUUAAAUAAUUUCAUAAAAUGUAGGAACUGUGACUUUGUUUUUCCAAUUUGAAAAAUUUUCUUCCCAUCUCUAAAUAACACCAGAGCAGUGCAAGUGCUGGCAAUAUCUGUGAAAUGUCUGAAUGUCAACAUUUGCCAUGUUCUUUCCACCCCACUAAUUAUCACUUUCUUUAGCAUGAGGUUGUGGUCUAAUGUGACAGUCCAAUUCUCACAUACCAAACAGGCAUUGAUGGAUAAACUGGCAGGUGAAUAUGGGGUGUAAACAGGGUAACAGUAGUUGAACAGAUACUGAAAUCUCAUUUUUUAUCUUUGUGACAAGAAAAGAUAUCAGAAGUAGCUAAUUUUGUUUGAUGCCCAUUGUUGUACCAAAUAACGUGUAACACAUGGAUAAUAUUUAGAACAUACUCACUGAUGCUUGCUGUAAGCACCUGAAAGGUGUUUCUAAUGCUAAAUGACAUAUUGAUAUGUUGAUAAAAUGCUGAUACCAAGCAUUAUCAGAGGCAAUAUGUGGCCAUUACAUUUUUUUAUUUUUUUUUUUUUAAAUAAUGUCAGGCAACUAAAAUGUUAAACUCUGACAUAGUUCAAGAGAGCCAAGGUGCCAAGAGCAUCAUUAUAAACUUAAUUGAAAUGCAGCCUUAUUUAUUUAGUUCAUUUGAAUGCUGUGCACUGUGUUGUCAGUGGUUAGCCAGGCACUAACGGCUUUGAGGGCUUCCACCUAAACACAAAGCUGUUGCGUGGGUUCUCUAGAGAAAAUAAGUAUACAAUUAAAGCAUACUAAAAAGGAAUUUGAUUCAUCCUACAUUGGUUUGUCUGGAGAAAAUCUUUGUGUCUUAACUAUUUGAACAAAGCAAGAUAUUACAGUACCAAAUUGUCUGUGUAAUUCAGUUACAUUGAACAAAGAAUGCUUUUGUGUCAUAUCUGUAGAAUUACUGCAAGCAUAUCCAGUAUCUACUUUAAUAAGAGGGUUUGUUAAUGCAAACCUUAGGUAUAGAUUAUAAACUGUAAAUCUAUGCAGAAAUAUUCCUUUAAUGAAGGUUCAGUAAGCUUUUAAAAGCAGAUGUAGCUUUGGGGUAGACAUGUCAUAGUGUUAAUACUUUAUUUAUUUAGUUGUGAGGAUAAACAAAAGUUCAUAUCAAUAGCCUCAUUAAUUGAUUUUAUAUUU
This is a messenger RNA of Scleropages formosus (Asian bonytongue), 4961 nucleotides long. It is a transcript of the gene ptar1, whose product is annotated as protein prenyltransferase alpha subunit repeat containing 1. Bases 1 to 1314 code for a protein of 437 amino acids. Gene Ontology annotation, biological process: protein prenylation. Gene Ontology annotation, molecular function: protein prenyltransferase activity. Lineage: Eukaryota; Metazoa; Chordata; Actinopteri; Osteoglossiformes; Osteoglossidae. The transcript has 7 exons. The record is from RefSeq and is a predicted model, not a curated record. Gene Ontology annotation, cellular component: cytoplasm.